GUCACUAGUCCGGCUAGAAAAUCACGGCCAGACAGAAUACGGCACUCGGCCGGAGAACAUCGAACAUCGGCUGGUGCUAGUUGAGUGCCAGGAAAAGUCUGCAACAUCGGAAACGUUUGAGAGUUUUCCCAAUUUUCCUUCGCCAUCGGAUGGCCUGGCUGAAUACUGGUCACGUUUAUUCUGAAAAAGGGGAGCGCGGCUAAAAGUCAGUGCCAGGAGGCUGGUCAAUCUUCCUCCCGAAACGAUACAACAAAACCGUGAAAAAUUGUGCUCCCGAGCAAGCGAUAAAGGCGAGUGAGUGGAAUGAAAACAUCGGCUUGGGCCUUGAGUCUCGGUCCGUGGAUAGUUGAGUUUGUGAGCGUAGUGCGCUAAAAAUAUAAUCCCUUCCCGUGAUCAGCGUGCGGGUUGGCGACGCGAACGCGGCGUCUGAGAUUCCGUUCCGUGAAAGUGGCAAACAUGGACUUUUGCCGUCUUCGCUAAAACACCUCUUGCCAGCAGCCGGCUAGCCAACCUAACGGGCCAGCGGAUCGACGAUAGAAACGAGGCCAAAGAAAGUCUGCAAGCGGCGGCCGCGUUUCGGUUCAGUGCAGAACCGACGAAUCUUCCGCAUCCUGUCCUGCAGCGCUGAAAGAGAAGGCAAAACCAUCGUGCGGUGUGCGCUGGCACUGUGAAAAGUGUGAUUACAUUUUCCCCCUUUCAAUCGGCGAGAGAGAAAAACGACGUCAACAACCGAUAAAAACGGCUAAACGUGUCACAACAAGAACUGCUGCGGUAGUUGAAUUAAUCUUAGAUUUUGUCCCAUCUUGGCUCACGUGUUAUCAGUGUGUUUGAUAGGAGAGUAAAAACAAAGCCCACAUGAACCGAACUUCCCCUGGCUAGUUUCUCCCGGGCGUCUAGUGGCGGCUAUCAGGCGGUCAACGUGCAGCACGACACGGUGGCCAGGCUAUCAGCAGGCGGUGGUGGAGACGAACGAAGCAACAAGACGUUCGGUCAGCUGCGCCCGUUGUUUCUGUGAUGAUUCCUGCGAUCGACAACGACGCUUUGAAUCGUCUUUAUCGCGACCAGCCGAACAAAGCAACCAAUGAUUUGCGGUUUGUAAACAUCCUGGCAGCACCGGAGACGUUGUCAAGAAAAACGGUGCUUCGUGGCAGUGCGGGAAGUAGGUAGGAAAUGUAUCCAUUUCCUGCAGGAAGUUGCCUUGCAUUGGGUUGUUGAAUCGGAAAACGGCCUCAAGGUUAACCAUCGCUCACGUAAGCCCACGCAAGGGCUCGUACCAGUUCGAGUCAGGAACCAUUUUUCAACAUCCUCCCACCGGAAGACGACCUUUGCCGGACGAUGCCAUCGAUGCCAUUUUCCGAUUAUAGGCGCCCGCUUUGUCGUCUUCGCCAAUGGAACGAGGACAGCAUCGCAACACAACAGUGACGGCUUGCGCGUGGCGAUAGUACCCGUACCCCUGGGACUCCGGUCCUCGUGAAGUCCUCGAAUAGCGGCAAAGUCACGCUAAAUUCCGCAAAUUAUACAAACCAAGCGCUGCUUCAGCGGCAGCAACGCGAACGAUGGAUUGGAUUAUCAACGAUGAGCUCGGGCUCACGGUGGGCCAUCUCGUCGGCUGGACGUCGGCCUCGUUCAUGGUGGUCGGCGGAGUUCUACCCUACAUUCCGCAGUAUCGCCAAAUCAAGCAGACCCAGGAUCCUGAGGGCUUCUCGCUGCACGUUUGUCUCGCCCUGCUGAUUGCCAACACGCUGCGAAUACUGUUCUGGUUUUCCAGUCGCUAUGAGCUUCCGUUGCUGGUGCAGAGCGUCGUGAUGAACAUAACCAUGUUCCUGAUGAUACACCUGUGCGUGAAGGUCCGCCGCAACAACGCCAUCAUGCGUACGAGGGAGCGCGUCUUUUCAGGAGACGACACGGCGGCCGGCGUGGUCGAGGCGCACGGCAAGGGUGGUGAGGGAGGCAUAAUUAACAUUCGCCGCUCGUCCAGCACCAAUCUGACCGCCACCGGGAGUGGUAUGCCGGCCACCAGCCACAACACGACCACCAGCAUCGGCAUCGGUUCGGCGCUCGUGACGCAACCGCCACCGGCAACGACCGCAGGUGGCGCGGGAGGACCCCUGAAGAAGUCUCGAUCCCGCCACUACAUCUACGACUUUGAUUCACGCUACUUCUGGCAGUGGACGGACUUCCAGUCCUACGUGGACUUUAUGCUAGUGGUCUGGGCGGUCGGCGCGGCCGUCACGUACCUGCUGCUUUCUGUUACCUGGUUCAUGGAGACAAUCGGCUUUCUGGCCGUCUUUACUGAAGCAAUGCUUGGCCUUCCACAGUUCGCGAGGAACUACAAGAAUAAGUCCACCCAUGGGAUGAGCAUUUGCAUGGUGAUCAUGUGGACCGCUGGUGAUAUGUUUAAGACUGGUUAUUUUAUCUUAAGGCACGCGCCAACGCAAUUCUGGAUCUGUGGCACGCUGCAGGUCAGUCUUGAUCUGGCCAUUUUGUUGCAGGUGUACAUUUACCGUAAAAAUCCAGCGCCCCGUAACACGCAUCGUGGCGAUUAGCAGUUUGCCCCCCAAAAUACGACUAUUCAAG
Molecule: messenger RNA, 2577 nt
Organism: Anopheles bellator
Lineage: Eukaryota; Metazoa; Arthropoda; Insecta; Diptera; Culicidae
Product: solute carrier family 66 member 2
Exons: 6
Coding region: 1557-2546 (329 amino acids)
Biological process (GO): phospholipid translocation; retrograde transport, endosome to Golgi
Cellular component (GO): trans-Golgi network; endosome
Source: RefSeq, a predicted model, not a curated record